CUCCCUGCUGCCAACUCUCGGACGUCAGUUCUCUCUAUCUCUCUAUCUCUCUGCUUUGUGCUACAUUGUAUCGGGUUAGAAUGUGAUGGGGUAGCUCGGGGACGGGCAGAAUAAUAGAAAUUUUUACCUUCAGUUUGAUACCUGGUAAUACUGUUGCCAUGGUUUCUUUGCACAGUCUUCCUGGCAGGGUAUCCGCAGGAGUGCACUCUGACCUUUGAAACGGAGGCCGACAUCACCAUCCCACAGGGCAGUACCCUCUCACUGAUGAUGUCAUCUGAUGUCAUCACCGACGGCGAAAGAGACUCGGUGGUUGAGGAGGGACAGAGGAAGAUGGUGAUGACGCUCCCCGAGGUUCCUCCCUCCUCCUCCACCUCCCUCCCUCUCCACCUCACCUUCCCUCCCUCCUCCCCCUCCUCCCUGGAUAAGAUGUCUAGUGGAGACACUGACAGCACACACUACCAUCAGUUGUCAGUGUUACUGGAGGGUGCGGGGGAGCCUCUGAAGGGGAGGAUAUAUGUCCCGGUCCGUCAACCUCUCACCCUCACCCACUGUGAGCACUCUGCCGGAGAGAGCACCUACCUCCAGUUGUCUCUGGAGAACACGUCUCCGGCUCCUCUGCUACUCAGCAGUCCGUCUCUCUCAGUCGAUCUCUCCACCACUCAACUCCACACACAGCUACCUCUGGCCCUAGAUCCUGGUGGAAACUUCUCCUGCAUAUGGCAGACCCAGCCCUACUCGCGGUCAGUGGGGGAGGAUGGGAAGGCUGUCUUCACUCUUCAAUACAGACCUCUCAUUGCGGACCAGGAAACGUCACACGUGGAUCUCAGCUAUGCCUUCCCAGUGUCCAACAUGAGAACCGUCUUCCACAGCCAACUGUUCAUCAGUAGUCUCGGGGACACCCCUGUCACAGCAGGGAAAGUGGCGGUCCUCAAAUACGUCAUCAGCAACGUGGCCAUUGGUCUCCCUCUCUCCCAUCUCCCGGACAACCUCCACUACACCAUCUCUGACCCCGCCGACCUCUGGCAGUUCCACGACAGCUCCUCUGGAGUGAUAGGUUCUCCAACUCCGGGAAUGUCGGAUCAGAUCUGCGUCAGGGCCGUGCCGAGCAAGCCCGGGGCUCUCGCUCCACCAAGACUCACUUUCAGAGUCCCCCGGGUGGGGUCAAGGGUCGACGAGUCGGACUGUAAAGGGGCGGAGAUGGUUGUCUUGACGCCGGCCCAGGUGUACGAGCUGUCGCUGGGGGAGACAGUAACUGUGGUGGUAGGAUAGGUUGUGGCAAAACUUCACUUUUUUACAUUCAUUUUUGAUUCAAUUUGAAAGUCCUCCGAUUUACCCUUCUUUCACCCUUUCAUUUUUGAUUGUGCAUCUCCCAUCAUGUUCAAUGGAGAGUAAAAGAACUCUUGGUAGUGAAUGCACUGAUCCUGAACGCAGGCUGCAAUGCGCAUUACAGUGCAGGCUACUGUUUGGGUAUAUAUGUAAUUCAAACCUGCUGUAAGUUCAGUAUAAUAAAUUAUACGACUGUUUUGUAGCUGGUUGUGAAUGGGUCAUGUUCUCGCGGCUGCACAGUGAUGCAAU
This is a messenger RNA of Geodia barretti, 1575 nucleotides long. Lineage: Eukaryota; Metazoa; Porifera; Demospongiae; Tetractinellida; Geodiidae. The record is from the annotation of a GenBank genome assembly.